Micropterus dolomieu (smallmouth bass) is the source of this 4806-nucleotide messenger RNA. RefSeq names its product cell surface glycoprotein 1 (gene srla). The coding region runs from base 1 to 3621 and encodes 1206 amino acids. NCBI's taxonomy places the organism in Eukaryota, Metazoa, Chordata, Actinopteri, Centrarchiformes, Centrarchidae. Gene Ontology annotation, molecular function: GTP binding. The record is from RefSeq and is a predicted model, not a curated record. The transcript is spliced from 10 exons.
AUGAACCUUUUGUCCACCAGGUGGCCCCUGGCAGCCAAAAUGAAGUCUCUGCUGUCUGUAUGCUGCUUGCUGUCUCUGCUGGCCCUUUCUGCUGCAGAUCUCUUGGCAGGCUCCUCCAUCCAUGAUGAGGAGCCUCGGGUGCGUCUGCAGCUUCAGCAGUCAGAGGGAGACCUCUUCUCCUGUGGAUGUGAGGCAACAGAGGAGCACGCCAGCCAAAGCUCCUCCAAUGACACCCCGGCCCCAGAGAGGGCCAUGUGCCAGCCCUGCAAACCCCCAUCAGCUUUAGACACUGAAGAAGAGCCUGCUUCCUUCUCAGAGCAUGAAGUGGAGGAGGAGGAAGCGGCAGCUCCUGCGGAGGAGGAAGCUUCCACUGAGGAGGUGACUAGUGAUGGAGAAGGGGAGCAGGAGGAGGCAGCUUCCCAGGAAGAGGCAGAAGAAGAGGAGGUGACAUCUGAGGAGGAGGCUGAGACAGAGCCUGUAGAGGAGGCUGAGUCAGUGGAGGAGGAAGUGGAACAGGAGGAGACAGUGGCUGAGGUUGAGGAAGAGGAGGAGAAAACUGAGGAAGGAGAGAAAGAAGCAGAGGAGGAGUUGUCCCAUGAGGAUGAGGAAGUGAAUGAACCACAGGAAGAAGUUGCAGAAGAGGAAGAACCUGCUGAAGAAGAAGCAGACACACAGGAGGAUACAGAGGCAGCAGCUGAGGAGGAAAGUGUGGAAACUCUCACACACAAGGCUGCAGAGGAGGAAGAUACCACUGCUGAGGACACAGCUGAGAAAGAGGUCACAGCGGCUGAAUCUGAACCAGAAGCAGCUGAGCUUCCUCAAACAGACCCUGAACCUGAGGAAACCGAGCCAGAAGUGACAGCAGAAUCUGUAGAUGAACCAGAACCGGAGGUGACUGAAGAGCCAGAGCCUGAAGUAAUUUCAGACCCGGAGGUGACUGCAGAGCCAGAGCCUGAAGUCGUUUCAGAUCCGGAGGUGACUGCAGAGCCUGAGCCUGAAGUCGUUUCAGACCCGGAGGUGACUGCAGAGCCAGAGCCUGAAGUCGUUUCAGAUCCGGAGGUGACUGCAGAGCCAGAGCCUGAAGUCGUUUCAGAUCCGGAGGUGACUGCAGAGCUUGAGCCUGAAGUCGUUUCAGACCCGGAGGUGACUGCAGAGCCAGAGCCUGAAGUCGUUUCAGAUCCGGAGGUGACUGCAGAGCUUGAGCCUGAAGUCGUUUCAGACCCGGAGGUGACUGCAGAGCCAGAGCCUGAAGUCGUUUCAGAUCCGGAGGUGACUGCAGAGCUUGAGCCUGAAGUCGUUUCAGACCCGGAGGUGACUGCAGAGCCAGAGCCUGAAGUCGUUUCAGAUCCGGAGGUGACUGCAGAGCUUGAGCCUGAAGUCGUUUCAGACCCGGAGGUGACUGCAGAGCCAGAGCCUGAAGUCGUUUCAGAUCCGGAGGUGACUGCAGAGCUUGAGCCUGAAGUCGUUUCAGACCCGGAGGUGACUGCAGAGCCAGAGCCUGAAGUCGUUUCAGAUCCGGAGGUGACUGCAGAGCUUGAGCCUGAAGUCGUUUCAGACCCGGAGGUGACUGCAGAGCCAGAGCCUGAAGUCGUUUCAGAUCCGGAGGUGACUGCAGAGCUUGAGCCUGAAGUCGUUUCAGACCCGGAGGUGACUGCAGAGCCAGAGCCUGAAGUCGUUUCAGAUCCGGAGGUGACUGCAGAGCUUGAGCCUGAAGUCGUUUCAGACCCGGAGGUGACUGCAGAGCCAGAGCCUGAAGUCGUUUCAGAUCCGGAGGUGACUGCAGAGCUUGAGCCUGAAGUCGUUUCAGACCCGGAGGUGACUGCAGAGCCAGAGCCUGAAGUCGUUUCAGAUCCGGAGGUGACUGCAGAGCUUGAGCCUGAAGUCGUUUCAGAACCGGAGGUGACUGCAGAGCCAGAGCCUGAAGUAAUUUCAGAACCGGAGGUGACUGCAGAGCCAGAGCCUGAAGUCGUUUCAGAACCGGAGGUGACUGCAGAGCCUGGGAUCGAAGUGGUUACAGAGCCUGAGGUAAUUUCAGAGCCUGAACCAGAACCAGAGAUCGUGGAGCCAGAGCCUGUUGUAGUGGAGGUCACACCAGAAUCUGUAGAGGAUGUGGCUGUGGAAGAGGAAUCAGUGGAAACCACAGCGGAGGAGGCUCCUGUGGAGGCACCUGUUGAUGCGCAUGAAAUGACAGUGGAGGAGGUGACUGCAGAGGAGCCUGCACAGUCUCAAACCAAAGUAUCAGCAGGCCUGGCACUGAGGGACCGCUCCCACAUUGAGGACACGCUGCGAUUGGCUUCUGCUGAACCCUCAGCAGAGUUUUCAGCUGCUAUGAAGAAGCUGCUGAACAUCUACCACACUGCCAUCAAGCCAAUGGAGCAAGCCUACAAGUACAAUGAGCUCAGGCAGCAUGAAGUCACAGACGGCGAGGUCACCUCUAAGCCAAUGGUUUUGUUCCUGGGGCCGUGGAGUGUUGGCAAGUCCUCCAUGAUCAACUACCUGCUGGGUCUUGACGGCACCUCACAGGGACUCUACACAGGUGCUGAGCCCACCACCUCAGAGUACACAGUCAUAAUGCACGGAGAGAAGUCUCGGACCAUUGAGGGCAUCGUUAUGGCAGCAGACAGCUCCCGGUCCUUCUCACCCCUGGAGAAGUUUGGCCAAGGCUUCCUGGAGCGGCUGGUGGGCAUCGAGAUGCCCCACAAGCUGCUGGAGAGGGUCACCUUCGUUGACACGCCGGGCAUCAUUGAAAAUCGCAAGCAGCAGGAGAGAGGUUACCCCUACAGUGAGGUCUGCCAAUGGUUCAUCGACCGAGCUGAUCUGAUCUUCCUGGUGUUCGACCCCACUAAGCUGGACGUGGGUGGGGAGUUGGAGAUGCUUUUCAAGCAGAUGAAGGGCCGCGAGUCCCAGAUUCGCCUCAUCCUCAACAAGGCCGACAGCCUUUCCACACAGGACCUGAUGAGGGUCUACGGAGCCCUGUUCUGGAGCAUGGCGCCCCUGAUCAAUGUUACAGAGCCUCCUCGGGUGUACGUCAGCUCCUUCUGGACUCAGGACUACGCUGUGGACACUAGCCGAGGGCUCUUCAUGAAGGAGGAGAGCUCUCUGCUGGAGGACCUCAACCAGGUGAUUGAGAAUCAGAUGGAGAACAAGAUCGCAUUCAUCCGCCAGCAUGGGAUCCGUGUGCGCAUCCACGCCCUGCUGGUGGACCGCUACCUCCAGACCUACUAUGACAAGCUGGGCUGGUUUAGCGACCCCUACGAGGUGUUCCAGGACAUUGUCAAUGACCCGGACAAGUACUACAUCUUCAAAUCCAUUCUGGCCAAAACCAACGUUAGCAAGUUCGACCUGCCCAACAAGGAGGCUUACCAGGACUUCUUCGGUGUGAACCCGGUGUCCGGCCUCAAGCAGCUCUCCUCCCACUGCAGCUGGACCGGCGGCUGCCUGCUGGAGAAGAUCGAGAGGGCCAUCUCGCACGAGCUUCCAGCUUUGCUCAGCAGUGUCAGCAAGGCCACGGACACGCCUGCCCCAGCGAAGGCUGCGCCAACACCUCCGCCUCCACUCCCUGGCACCUGCGAGGGUCCCGGGUGUGAGGAGAAACCCAAGAAUCGCUGGAGGAGGCAGUGAGAUGGAGGAGAGGGGAUGAUGGAGGCGCAGGAUGAGGAACAGAGGGGGUAGAUGGGUUUCCUGAAAUAAUCCCUGCUGCUGUGAUCUUCAGGACUGGCAAUGGGGAGACCGAGCAGUCAGGGAGAACGAGAGUGGAAAUGUGCAAAGAUGUACCAAGUUAGACCUGGGUCAGAAUAUUUCUUAAUAGGCCUUCUUGUUUUUACCUGCAUGGAGUACCAGCCAGGAGGCUUUUACUAUUUUGGGACAGUUCAGAUAAGUUGUAGAUGACAGAGAAGUUUACCCAACAGAUUUUUAAAUACUUUUCUAUGACUGUAUAACAACUCUCUGGUACACACUGUUCUGUGCACCCUCCUGAUACUUAGGUAGGUCAGAAGGUUUUGUAGAGAAAGAAUUGCAGAAAAAGAGGUUUGUCAGCAACUUUCUGAAGCCAAUAAUGUCUGCAAAACGUGAUGAAUGUCUGCAGGUGAAACAAACUUCCAAAACAUGAUAACAGAAAAAACAUCUCUCUUCUUAUAUAAUGUUUCAAGUUAAUGAAAUCAGAGAAGGAUUGUCUUCUUACAUCUCACUGUUUUCAAGUUUGUAAAGUUUUUGUUUUCUUCAGUGUAAGAUGCCAGCAGUGAUUGUACUCCUACAGUGAUGCAGUAAAUUUUGUCUUCUGUGUUGUUUGCAAAGUCUGAAGAUUCAGUCAAACUGCUGUGCUGUGUUUUUACAGUUAAAUCAAGUGUAGUUAUCAUGGCAGGGCGCAUAUUUUAAACGGUGGGACAAUGAAAUAGGGUGCUCUCGUAGUGUUUUAUUUAGCAGUGAUUCAACCAUGUUUUGUCACUGUUGCACUAUUGUAUACUGUACUGUCAUUGUUUUGUCUGUAUUGUACUAUAUACUACGUUCAUUACAAAAACAAGUUUUAUUUUAACACUUCUCUACACUGAGACUGAAUUGACUGAAUACAACCAAGGAAUUCUCCUCAAAACUCCGUCAUUUAAUCGUAGCUUUUUGUUCAUGUAAGCCUGUAUUUAAUGCCAACUGGGCCUUUUCAGCCCUCUGAACAGUUGCUAGUUUUACCUCAACACGGCUGCACACCACGUGGGCAUUUCCUUUAAAAAUGUCAUCUUUUUCUCAUUCUUUUAGGUCUGUUUGUAAUUGUCAUUCUUUUGAGUGAUUUCUUUUGAUUAAACAACAACAAAACUU